CUCGCCAUUCUGUCCAUAAGAGUCUGCCGGGGGUCUGCGCACUGUGGCCCUCCUCCGUGUCGCUACUGUCCCUCGUGAUGGCGCAAGACGACGCGAUUGAGAAAACCGAGUCCAGCGACUCCGACCAAGGCUCGACCCUCAAGCCAGCCAAGAGAUCUCGAUGGAGCGUGAGGUCCCUGUUCGUGCCUUCGGAUGUCCCUCCUCCCAAGGCCUCGCUCGACGACGCAGACCUCAUCCCUGAGGCCAACGCCUCGUAUUAUGAUAUCCUUACCUUCGGAUGGAUCACCCCCCUCAUGUCCUUGGGCUAUGCCCGACCCCUUGAAGCGCCCGACCUCUACAAGCUCCAGGACCACCGCGCGUCUGCUGCCAUUGCCGAAAAGAUCACGAAGUCUUUCGAGAGACGGCAGAAGGAGGCGGCAGAGUACAACCAGCGUCUCGCGAAUGGUAAAGUCAGUCCUGGUCUGAAGGGCGUGUGGUGGUCGUUGCGCGGUGUUCGUGAGGAGCGAGAGAAGCAGUGGAGGGAAAAGGAUGGGAGGAGGAAGGCAAGUCUGGUGUGGGCCAUGAACGACAGCAUCAAGUGGUGGUUUUGGACCGGCGGUCUGCUGAAGCUCAUCGCGGAUGUUUCUCAAGUGACUAGCCCCCUGCUGGUCAAGGCAAUCAUCAACUUCGCGACCGAAUCUUACACGGCCUUCAAAUUGGGUCACGGAGACGAGGCCCCUCCCAUCGGCAAGGGUAUCGGUCUCGCUAUUGGCUUGUUCGCUAUUCAGCUUCUGUCCUCGCUCUGCACGCACCAUUUCUUCUACCGCGCCGCCUCCACUGGCGUUCUUCUUCGCGGCGGUCUCAUCACUGCUAUCUACGACCGCUCUCUGAAGCUUUCGGCCCGUGCUCGCACCACGCUCACCAACGGCAAACUCGUCAACCACAUCUCCACCGACGUCUCGCGCAUAGAUUUCUGCUGUUCCUUCCUCCAGCUCGCGUUCACCGCCCCCGUACAGAUGAUCGUCUGUCUCAUCAUACUGAUCGUCAACUUGGGUCCCUCCGCGCUCGCCGGCUUCGCAUUCUUCAUGUUGAUGACGCCCGUCCAGACCGUCGUCAUGAAGCACUUCAUCAAGCUCCGGCACAAGUCUAUGGCGUGGACGGACAAGCGCGCCAAGCUGCUGCAGGAGCUGCUGGGGUCCAUGAAGGUCAUCAAGUACUUUGCCUGGGAAGUCCCCUACCUCAAGAAGAUCGCAGAGCUGCGUGGGAGGGAGAUGGCAUACAUCCGCUCGCUGCUGGUCAUCCGGUCCGCGAACAACGGCAUGGCCGUCUCGCUGCCUGCACUGGCCAGCGUGAUCGCUUUUGUCAUCUACUCCGCCACCGGCCAUUCGCUCAACCCUGCGAACAUCUUCUCGUCUCUCACGCUCUUCCAGCUGCUCCGCAUGCCGCUCAUGUUCUUGCCUCUCGCGCUCAGCGCGUCCGCAGACGCAUACAACGCCACGCAGCGCCUGUACGACGUGUUCGAGGCCGAACUGCUCGAGGAGUCGACCGUGCAGGACGAGAAACUCGACCACGCGGUGCAGGUCGUCGACGGCGAGUUCGUGUGGGACGGUCCUCCGCCCGAUGCGCCCGGCAAGGAUAAGAAGGGCAAGAAGCAGGACAAGAAGGCCGCCCCGCCGCCUCCGACGGCGGACCCGAAGUCCGAGGAGACGUUCAGGCUCAAGAGCGUCAAUCUCGCUAUUCCAAAGGGCCAGCUGACGGCCAUCGUCGGACCUGUCGGAUCCGGCAAGUCGUCUCUGCUGCAGGGCAUGAUUGGCGAAAUGCGCCAUACUGCUGGCACCGUCCGGUUCAACGGCACGGUCGCGUACUGCCCGCAAAGCGCAUGGAUCCAGAACGCUACAGUAAGGGACAACAUCACGUUCGGACGGCCCUUCGACGAACAGCGAUACUGGCAAGCGAUCCACGACGCGUGCCUGGAGGCCGACCUCAAUCUGCUCCCGAACGGUGACAUGACCGAAGUGGGCGAACGGGGCAUCUCGCUUUCCGGCGGCCAGAAGCAGCGGAUCAACAUCUGCCGCGCGAUCUACGUGGGGGCCGACAUCCAGAUCUUCGACGACCCGCUGUCCGCGCUCGACGCGCACGUCGGGAAGCACGUCUUCCAGAACGUCUUCCAGGGGGCCGCGCAGGACAAGACGCGCAUCCUCGUAACGCACGCGCUGCACUUCCUCCCGCAGGUCGACUACAUCUACACGAUGGUCGACGGCAAGGUCGCGGAGCACGGCACGUACGCGGACCUCAUCGCCGCGAACGGGGACUUUGCGCGGUUCGUGAACGAGUUUGGGAGCAAGGAGAGCGAGCUGGAGAAGGAGGAGGAAGCGGUCGCGGAGGGCGGGGACGGGGACGGGGACGGGGACGUCGAGGGUGAGGAGGACGAGAAGGCUGUGGAGAAGAUAAAGAAGAGGCAGCAGGGCGCGGCGAUGAUGCAGGAGGAGGAGCGCAAUACCGGCGCGGUCAGCAACCAGGUGUAUAUGGAGUAUAUUCGCGCCGGCAAGGGCUACAUCAUCCUACCCCUCCUGAUACUCUCCGUCGCGCUGCUCCAGGGCGCGCAGGUCAUGUCCUCGUACUGGCUCGUCUACUGGCAGGAAAUGAAAUGGCCUUUCGGCUCAGGGUUCUACAUGGGCAUCUACGCUGCUCUCGGUGUCUCACAAGCUCUGACGUUCUUCAUGAUGGGUGCAACGUUUGCGUCGCUGACCUACUUCGCGUCGCAAUCGCUCCACCGCGCCGCGAUCACCCGGGUCAUGUACGCGCCCAUGUCGUUCUUUGAGACCACGCCGCUGGGUCGAGUCAUGAACAGGUUCUCUAAGGAUAUCGACACCAUCGACAACAUGCUUGGAGACGCGAUGCGCAUGCUCGUGGCGACGUUGGGCAACAUACUGGGUGCCGUCAUCCUGAUCGCCAUCGUCCUCCCCUGGUUCCUCAUCGCGGUCGGCGUGGUCGGUAUCGCAUACGUCUGGGCUGCCAUUUUCUACCGUGCAAGUGCUCGUGAGCUUAAGCGUCUUGAUGCCCUUCUGCGGUCAUCUCUAUACAGCCACUUCUCGGAGUCCCUUUCUGGUCUGGCAACCAUUCGUGCAUAUGGCGAGACUGACCGGUUCCUGGAGGAGAACAGGAAGCGUGUCGAUAUCGAGAACCGCGCAUACUGGCUUACAGUCACGAACCAGCGCUGGCUCGGUAUCCGGCUCGACCUCAUGGGCAUCCUCCUCACGCUCGCUGUCGCCCUUCUGACCGUCGGCACCCGCUUCCACGUCUCUCCCUCGCAGACCGGUGUCGUCCUGUCGUAUAUCAUCUCCGUCCAGCAGGCGUUCGGCUGGUUGGUCCGCCAGACCGCCGAGGUCGAGAACGACUUCAACAGCGUCGAGCGUAUCGUCCACUACGCGACGCAACUCGAGCAGGAGGCACCGCAUGAGAUACCCGACCACAAGCCGCCGCUGUCGUGGCCUGCGGAUGGACAGAUCGCGUUGACUGACGUGGUACUUAAAUACCGCCCGGAGCUCCCUCCUGUCCUCAAGGGCUUGACGAUGUCGGUGAAGCCUGGCGAGAAGAUCGGCAUCGUUGGCAGGACCGGUGCGGGCAAGAGCAGUAUCAUGACGGCGUUGUAUCGCCUCGUAGAGCUCUCCGAAGGUUCCAUCAUCAUUGACGGCGUUGAUAUCUCGAAGAUCGGGCUGAACGACCUGCGCAACGGUCUUGCGAUCAUCCCGCAGGAUCCUCUCUUAUUCUCUGGCACUUUGCGGAGCAACCUCGACCCUUUCGGCGCCCAUGAUGAUGCCCGGCUGUGGGAUGCUCUGAGACGAGCAUACUUGGUGGAGGACGUCAAGAAUCACUCCAUCCACCAUUCCGGAAACGCCGACGAGUCGAAAGAGGGAGACGGGUCGCACACCCCCGUGAACCGUUUUUCUCUUGAUAGCCCUAUCGAGGACGAGGGUAGCAACUUAUCCAUUGGACAGCGCUCGCUAGUGUCCCUUGCGCGCGCCCUCGUCAAGGACAGCAAGAUUCUUAUUCUUGACGAGGCCACUGCUUCUGUCGACUAUGAGACGGACAGGAAGAUUCAGGAUACGAUUGCGAGCGAGUUCGCGGACCGCACUAUCCUAUGCAUCGCUCAUCGAUUGCGGACCAUCAUUGGCUACGACCGGAUCUGCGUCCUCGACGCAGGCCAGAUCGCCGAGUACGACACUCCUGCAAACCUGUACAACAUGCCUGGCGGGAUCUUCCGUAGCAUGUGUGACCGCUCGUCUAUCUCUUUCAGCGACAUCAAGGCUGCAGAAAAAGCGAAGGAGGCUGAGUAAGCUGCCUCCUUAACUCUCUGCUCCGAAGCAUCUUGUUCACUAGCAAUGAAUAUCACGAUACACGUAGCUUAGACACUCACGCAUUCCAAGACGGUUGUUAGUUACAGCUCAUGGCGAGUCACGCAUAUAUCACAUACCUUUGUAGACGUUCCAUAUCUCCUUGUAAUUCCUGAUUCGCGGUGAAGCCUCUUUGUUGGGUUUGUUGGUAUUGACGGAUGAUACUAGGCGAUGUUUGGUAGUAGACGCAGUACUAGUGUCACGACAAUUUUCCUGGUCUCGUGAAGUGACCAGGUUUGUUGUAAAGUAUAUACAGGUCCGUGCCAGCACAGUCCCCUAUCCACCGGAUACUCUAGAAUCUAGGGGCUGAUGGCGCUGAU
Dichomitus squalens LYAD-421 SS1 is the source of this 4693-nucleotide messenger RNA. RefSeq names its product ABC transporter. The record is from RefSeq and is a predicted model, not a curated record. The transcript has 11 exons. Gene Ontology annotation, cellular component: membrane. Gene Ontology annotation, molecular function: ATP hydrolysis activity; ABC-type transporter activity; ATP binding. The coding region runs from base 78 to 4316 and encodes 1412 amino acids. Gene Ontology annotation, biological process: transmembrane transport. Lineage: Eukaryota; Fungi; Basidiomycota; Agaricomycetes; Polyporales; Polyporaceae.